Prorocentrum cordatum is the source of this 6197-nucleotide messenger RNA. The record is from the annotation of a GenBank genome assembly. NCBI's taxonomy places the organism in Eukaryota, Dinophyceae, Prorocentrales, Prorocentraceae.
AUGAGGACACACGGCCACGCAGAGCUGUUGAAGGCCGAGGCCCACAUCGGCGGCGAACACCAAGCGAUGGCGGCACGACUCCGGCUGGAGUCAGAGGAGCUCGCCAGCAUGGAGCGGCGCGCCGUAACGGCGGCGAGGUCGAGCGAGAGGUCUCUCCACCUCGCCUCGGCGAGGGAAGAGAGGCGCGUCGAGUUCGUCGAAUCAGAGGCGAGCGAUCGAGAACGAGCGCUCCGCAGCGAACUGGCAGACCACGACCGUGCCCUACGGCAGGAGGUCCGUGAUCAUGACGCGCGGUGGCGCUCUGAAGUGCGCCACGCCAGCGAGCAGGCGACUGCGGCGGCUCGGCAGGCGGCCAACCAGGAGGUAGACCAGUGGGCUGCGGAGCUGGUGGCUGCCAGUGACGAGCGGCUUCGCGAGGUCAUGAACGCGGAGGACGAGGCGAUCAUCGAGAUGCAGGACGCGCAGUCUGAGCUCCACAGCUGGAGAGCCGAGGCAGAGGCCUGCCGCGACGAGCUACGCGCGGUACCAGUGGCCACUGUGGGCGCUACAAGUCCACAGCGGGAUGGCAGCGCCGCUGGCCACGCUGGCGUCGACCUGCAUUCAUCCAAGGAGUCUUCGGGCGAGGAGUUCGCCCGGAAACGGACGGUGGUGAAGCCCAUCGACCUGGGUUCGCCGCCCACGCCUGCUGGUUUUCGCAGUUGGCUUGCGGACGUGUACACCAAGUGCACGGCGGCGUCCAACAGGUCACAGCAACGCACAAUCAGGUACAUCAAGGGCGCGGAGGGCUGCGCCGACCCAGCAGUGCUGCUGAGCGUGCCAAGGAAGUGGCAACAAUUCGACGCCGAGCUCUUCUCGGCAGAAGCGCAAGCUGACGACGUACCGGGCGCCGCUACUCAGGUCGACCUUACGACGUUGAUGAAGCACGAGUUCCAGGGUGACCUCAGCCUGAACCUCGACGGCCUCGAUGCCAUACUUGAGCAUCUUCGCGAUCCACCAGACGAAGCUCUUCUCCAUGCUGUUGUCGUGCCGCAGCUGCGGAAGUGCAAGCCUUUGGCAUUUGAUUUCGAGCUCUACGACCGCGCCGACGAGGGCUCGACGGACAAGACCGCGCAGUUCCUGUACGACCGGGCGAGGGACUACGUCAGGCGCAAGGAGAUGCAGGACGUCUUAGAUUCCCUCCUGAAGCCGGCGCCCAAAGUAACGCCAGUGAAGCCGAAGGGCGCAGGCAAGGGUGACAAUGUCGUCGAGGGCGCUGGAGACGCCGCUGCCAAGUCGAAGGACGUGUGCAGGAAGUUCGUUGCUGGUACUUGCGUCAAGGGCGACGCCUGCAAGUACGCGCACGCGGGGCCUGAGGUAGCAAAGGCCAAGGCGAAAGCCAAGGCCGAUGUCAAGGCCAAGCCAGCGCCGAAGGCCAAGGCCUCGGCAGAGCAGCCCAAGGAGCGCAUUCCAGCAUUGUGCCACCACGUCAAGAGAGGCAACACUUGCCGGUACGGCCAGGACUGCAUCUUCAGGCGCUACUCCACGCCGCCGACAAAAGGCGACACCAAGGCGAUUGAGCUUGGGGCCCCCGCCAAGAUGCCAACGAGCGCCACGGGGUCUGGAGCUGCCGCGGAGACGCCCAAGAAGCAGAUGAUCUGCAAUAUCCGGGCGUCUGCGUACGACGAGUGGGCCCUCGACACGGCAGCCGCCCUCGACGUAGCCAAUCCCAGGGUCGCCGGCUCCAAGGGCAAGUCGGACGUCGCCACGGCCAUGUGGUCAGCAGGGGGGAUUUUCGGCUCGAUCGAGACCGUCACUACCGACCUCGCGCCCAUCGGUGAAACGAUCACGGCGCAUGUUCUCCCAGACACGCCCAAUGCCUUGGCACUUGGGCGACGUUGCGCGGAGAUGGGCUUCGGCUUCUAUUGGUUGCCCUACGCGGAAAAGCCAUCCUUCAUCUCGCCGUCCGGGGUGCCAUGCGAGGUCGAGGUGGACGAGAAUUUCGUGCCGUUCGUUCGCUGUCGACGGCCUGGGCGAGGACGAAACGUGAUCGCAGUGGCAGCUGCGGCGCUCGCGCCGGCCGCGCCCGACCUCGAGCGGCGGCAGGAGAGCGUCGUCAACAUCGAGCCCAGCAUCCCACCGAUACCAGAAGAGCCUGGCGCAGCAGAUGACUCCGAGCGGACUCUCCUGGCAGACGUCCAGAGAGUGUUGGACAUGGCCGACAGGACGGAGCACGACGUCGUGGCCGACAUCAUCGCCAACGACUCCAAGUUCGAGGUCUCGCAGGUUGACGCCAAGGACGAGGAGCAGGACUACUGCAGUCCGUGCCCAGGCGCGCGCGCACCCGAGCACCAGAGCAUGCACCUGCCCCGCAUGAAGGGGCGCCCGAUUUGCGACGACGCGAAGCACCUGCAUAAGUAUAAGCUCCGGCGCUCGGAGCCCAUGGUGCACGUCACUGGCCAGGAUGCCAUCGACAGGCCGUUCGGGGCGAUGCUGCACAUCGACUGGCUGGAGAUCCGCCGUGGCGCCCAGGCCUUCAAGACGGCGCAGCGCGCGUUGAUGCUUACGGACGACCUCACCAUGUUUCUCGGCGCUGGGCCCUCGAACUCCAAGGAGGCCAGCGUGGUGGUGGAGCUGAUCCAUCGGCACGACGAGGUGCCCCCUACCAUUCGGAGGUGGUGGUCUGAUCGAGCAGCUGAGUUCCUGGCCGCAUCUCGUCAGGUGCGGUCACUGCAACCUCUGGCGCACUUCACGUCCGCGCCGUGGCGGCACGCCCCGACGGCGGAAAGAACGAAUCGGACAGCGUCGGAGGGCACGAGGGCCUUGCUCAUCCAGUCAGGCCUCGAAGAGGCGUGGCGGGCGAUGGCGCUGCUCUUCUGGGUCGCCAUGUGGAACGGGCUCAUGAUCGGGAAGGACGGCGUGACCCCGUACCUCAGGAGGCACGGCACGCCUGCACCGUACAAGCAGUACGCCUUCGGCGCCCUCGUGCUGUUCCACCCGCACCGGCCAGUGCCGCAGCAGGGAGCGGAACCGCAGCAUGACAAGCUGCAGUCGCGGCUCGUGCCCGCCGUGCUGAUCGAGGUCACCAUCGGGCCAGGGGGGAGAUGGGCAUCCAGCUACGGGGUCGUCCCUCUGUUGAGGUUCACCUCGGAAAGUCGAGCCUCCAAGGCGGCCAUCCGAAGGACGGUCGACGUGGUGUUCCCAGAGGACGUCACGUUCCCCAUCAAGCAGCGCCUGGCGAUCCACGGAGCCGUGGUCGACAAGACGCUGCCGAUGCCCCGCGCCUUUGACGACAGCGGUUCCUGUGAGAUCCUGGAGGAGAAGGGCGACGUCGACACGGAGGCGGAGUUUUUCGACGGGAUGGGGAAGGAGAACGCCGCCAAGUUCGACUCGAGCGUGCCUCUGGGCCACGUGCUGGCUCUGGAGCCCGAUACCCACGGCGACGAGGUGCAGCUUGAGGUCGUUGCGCCGGCUGGCGACUUCAAGCCAGUGGACGCCGACGUGGUGGAGGCUCAGAAGGCCGUCGACGACAUCCAGCCUGAGAUCGCGAUCGUCGAGGGGGGAACUGCUCCCCCGGGCUGGCGGGUCGACAGGUUCGGGCGCGGCGACAGAGUCCGCCUGGUACACGUGCCGCCCUGGUCACCGCGCCCGCCAACAUGCGAACCCGAGGCGUGGCUUGGCAUCGGGCGAGCUGCUCAGAAGGAGCUCCGCGCAGAGUGGGGGCGAGUCGAUGCUCCGGGCUUCGCGGCGCAGGAAGCCAGACGGUCUGCUUGGUUACAGGCCAAACGAAAGUGCGUUCUUGCACUGGCCACUCCCCUGGCAGCAGUCGCGAGAGGUAUAACUCCGAUUGCCGAGUGCCCCAGGCCGCCAGGGAGCGACGCGGGGAAGGACACCGCGACCCUCGAGCUGAGCGAUCGGAUUCCUCAGCCAGCAUGCCCUGCGAUGGCGCUGCGCCCGUCAGCGACGCACCUCGCCCAGCAGGCUCGCAGCAUGAUCGUCACGGGCGACUACUGCUUCCUCUUGUUGGAGUUGGGAUGCUCCGCGGACAUCGGACUCAGCGCAGCCGUCCAGGAGCAGUGCCUUGCGGUGCGCAUCACCGCCAGGGAUGACUUAUUACUGAAGUCAACAAAGCGUGCGAUUCAUGGCUUGAUCAGGUUUUGCGUCCUUCACGAGGUGGAGGUGCACGCUUGGAUCAGUAUCCCGUGCAUGUCUGGGUGCCCCCAGAGGUUCACCAGCACGACCCCGAGUGCGACCACCAGGGACGAGAGCCUCAACAGCCAGCUCAUCGAUGCAGCCAUCCAGAUUUGCGAGCACGUGAGCAGGACGGACAACACGUUUCUGUGGGAGUGCGCAGAACGAGAUUGGCUGGUGCAGGACCCGAGGGUUGUUGACAUGCUGAGCAUCCAGGGCACGACGCAGCAAGUCUUCAUCAAGCAGAGGUGGAGGAUCGCUACGACACACUCUGGGAUCCCUAUCGAACUAGCGCUUUACUCCGACCCUCCCAAUAGCAUCCAAGAGCAGAGCUUCGUAGAGUGCCGCGGCAAGAUUGCGGCUGCCAGCGCCAGAUACACGCCGAUGAUGGCGAAUCUGAUCUGGAAGGCUCUGAAACCAAGUACUCUCAAGGCGAUGCCAUGCACGCUCCCGGAGCGCAUCAUGGAGCGCGUGCUGCCUCCAGGCCCUCCUUCACUGCCGUCGUGGUGUUUCCUCAUUGCUAGGCUCGUAAACAUGAGGUCGCAGGAGGCUAAGACUGACAAGGCCAAGGCGGCGAUUGAGGCGGAGCUCGAGGGGCACCGAAACAGAGGCACCUGGGACAUGAGCAAGGUCCGCAGCCUGAGCGACUGGAUGGCCGACGGCUCGUACAGUGACGUCGUUGUAGGCCGCGUCUUCGUCAUCCUGGGCUGCAUGAACAGCGAGAUGGCCGAGGACCAAUGGCGUCACAGAGCCAGGGCGGUCUUCCAAGGAAACAACAUAUGGACCAGAACGGGUCGGAGUGCAUACGAAAUCUUUGAAGAUGUUUCCAACAGCCCUGCGAGCCUGAUUGCGGCCAGGUGCGCAUUUGCCGUGGCGAUGCUGACCAACAUGAGUUGCACCUACCGCGACGCGUACCAGGCAUACCUCCAGGCAGCGAUGGAGACCGACCCAGCCAUCAUGAACCUUGUUGAGCUCCCCAAGGACUGGUGGCCAGACAGCUGGUUUUACGAUCGUGAGCGCAAGCAGCCAAAGUACCAUCGACCAGCUGUCCCCCUGGUGUACGCGCUUCCAGGACAUCCCAAGAGUGGGAAUAUUUGGGAGUCACACACGGACGCCGUUCUCAUCGUGGAGAUGACCGGAUGGAGGAAGGUCGAGGGUUGGCACAGCAUCUGGCUGCACACCGAUGGCAGCAUUAUGGUGAUCUACAAGCACUGGUACGAGCUCGGGCAGCACAUUGUGUUCCAGGAGGCGUACGCGGAGGUGCUGCGCUACCCGGGCGCCCUUUACCAUUUUGCCUGCGCAGACCCCGCGGAGCCGCUGAAGGUCCGAACAGUCGCCACCAGCAUGAGCGGGUACCUCCGCAACCUGGUGGACAAGUUCAGGCUGGAGUUCAAAGGGGCGCUGCGGAAGGCGACCACGCCGCACCCCACAGAUGGCGAUUACAACGCGGCGGACGACGAGCCAGGCGUGUUCCAGGCGUCGGCCGCUAGCUCCGUCGCCUCGGGCCUGUAUGCCUCACUGGUAUGCCGGCCAGAUUUGUCGGUUGCAAUCCAGAGGAUGUGCAGUCGGGUGACAAGAUGGACUGUUACAGAGGAUGUGGCGUUGAUUCGCUUCAUGUCGUAUGUGGCGGAGCAUCAUGAUCUUGAGCUGGUUGGCCAGCUUAGCCCAAGUGACCUUGAGCAUUUGGCAGUUCGAAUAUGGCCCGACGCCGAUUGGAACGGAGACAGCACCACGACCAAGAGCACAAGCGGCUUGUAUUGUGAACUGGUGGGCAUCGAGUCGGGGAACUGCUUCCCACUGGCGUGGAAGGUGUCGCGCCAAACAGCGACCAGCAGUAGCAGUGCCGAGUCCGAGACCGUCAGCAUGAGCUCGGCGGCGCGGCAUUGCGCUCUGCCGGUGCAGACGCUGAUCUCGGACAUGCUAGGCGUCCUCGUUCCUGUCGGUUGCCGUGUCGAGAACACGCAAGCGAUACAGGCCAUCAAGAAAGGAUAUUCUAAGCGUCUGAGGGCGAGGGUGCGCAUCGGCCUGAG